This is a messenger RNA of Ogataea parapolymorpha DL-1, 741 nucleotides long. RefSeq lists its product as uncharacterized. The transcript has a single exon. The record is from RefSeq and is a predicted model, not a curated record. Lineage: Eukaryota; Fungi; Ascomycota; Pichiomycetes; Pichiales; Pichiaceae. Bases 1 to 741 code for a protein of 246 amino acids.
AUGCUUGCUAAGACACUUCUCCAAACGUCAGGACUUUUGCUCACUCAGCUGGGAGCCGCUUUCGCAGCUUCUUCUGAGUUUAUUAUGUAUGGUGGUCUCCAUUCAUCUGAUUUUCCACCAGGAUCCUCUGUUGUCCUUCAAUAUAACAAAGACAACAUUGUGGGAGUCUUCCCUGACUGCUCGACCUGCUACAACUUCACCGGAUUUAUCACCGACGAAGGCUAUUACGAGAUCACUCAGACCUCACAGGGCUACUUAGACAAUCCACUCUAUUGGACUAUUAACGACGACACUGGUUUGGUGACUGUCAACACCACCGGUUCCACUGAGCCAAUUGUGAUCCAAACUCACUUUGUCUACUACAGCGGAACGAUGCUUUACUCCUUUAAAGAAGUCGAUUACAACUCGACGUACUACUUGUACUUCCAAGGAAUUGAUGGUGGACUUUCCGACCUUGGCACUAACUACACUGCUACAUUGGUGCCAAGAUUUGCUAAUGGAUCUUACUAUAUGUCCUACCAGCCAGACGAGGCAACAACAACUGAUGAAUUGUCUACCACCAUGAGUCACAUUCUUGGUAGCUCUACCUCAUCCAGCUCCUCUAGCACAUCGAGCAGUUCUUCAACCUCUACUUCGUCCGCAAGCUCCACCUCGAGCUCCUCCUCAUCCGCAGGAGCGGCAACACUGGCCGGUGUCUCUUUUGGAGGUGCUGCUUUGCUUCUGAUGAGCCUUGUGUUCUGA